CCAUGUCUUUAUCAGGGAAAUGUUGGUUCUCUGAACUUAAAACUUCUCAUGGAAGGUCCCCAGACUCAAAGGCAGAGGCGGGGUCUGAGCUGAGGUGCAGGGAGCCACCCUUCUCCAGGCCGGGGCAGGGACCGCAGGAAGGCGCGCUGGGAGGCUUCCCACCUGCCCCAGGAGGCGCCUUCCUUCCCAGCAGCUGACGUGGGUGCCCAGUUCCUGGGCAAGGGCGCGGCCGGAUGCUUUAGGUGGGAGGGCAGUCGGGGGCUCUGGGCCCGAUUUUGACCCUCCGAACCUGCCAUGGGACUCUGGGCCAGGUUGUGGAGUCUCGGGCUUUAAGGGCCUGUAUUUGGGUGGCCAGGGCCCUGCCGCCUACCCCUGCCCCCCGUCCUGGGGAUCAUGGAGUCCAACCUCCAGGGGACGUUCCUGCUGAACAAUACGCCGCUGGCUCAGUUCUCGGAGAUGAAGGCCCCCGUGUGCCAGUACUCGGUGCAGAACUCCUUCUACAAGCUCAGCCCCCCGGGGCUGGGUCCUCAGCUGGCCGCCGGGACCCCCCAUGGGAUCACGGACAUCCUGAGCAGGCCCGUGGCCACGCCAAACAGCAGCCUCCUCUCCAGCUACCCCCACGUGGCAGGCUUUGGUGGACUCAGCUCCCAGGGGGUCUACUACGGGCCCCAGGUUGGGAAUUUUUCCAAGGCUGGGAACGAGUACCCCACCCGGACCCGGAACUGCUGGGCGGACACAGGCCAGGACUGGCGAGGCGGGCGGCCGUGCGGCAACACGCCGGACCCCCUGAGUGACAGCAUCCACAAGAAAAAGCACACCCGGCCCACCUUCACGGGGCACCAGAUCUUUGCCCUGGAGAAAACCUUUGAGCAGACCAAGUACUUGGCUGGCCCUGAGAGGGCGCGGCUGGCAUACUCGCUGGGGAUGACAGAAUCCCAGGUGAAGGUGUGGUUCCAGAACCGAAGGACCAAGUGGAGGAAGAAGAGCGCCCUGGAGCCCUCGUCCUCCACGCCUCGGGCCCCGGGAGGCACGAGCGCGGGCGGGGACCGCGCGGCCUCGGAGAACGAGGACGACGAGUACAACAAGCCGCUGGACCCCGACUCCGACGACGAGAAGAUCCGGCUGCUGCUGCGCAAGCACCGCGCCGCCUUCUCGGUGCUCAGCCUGGGCGCGCACAGCGUCUGAGUCGCCCGCCCCGCCGCGCGCAGCGCAGAGUCGGGGCCGCCCUUUCCCUUCCCUUCCCUUCCCCACGCUGCUGGAGGGAAAGGGGGCCGAGCCCAGCCCGGGGGCUGCCGAGGAGGCGGGGAGGCCAGGCCAGCUGAGGACGGGGCAGAGAGGGGCGCGGACACCUCCCGAGGCCGGCGGGCUCGGGCACCUCUUCACCAUCUCGCACCCCAGUGGGGCCCCAUGGGCAGAGGCUUGGCCCUGACAUUUUGCAGCUUCCCAAGUGCCCAGGCAGGCUAAAAUGACCAGGCUCCGGCUGAAGGAGGAAACCGGGGGCAGGGGCAGCACUUCUAGAUUCUCUCAAGACCACUGGGCAGGAAGGAUCCCACUGCAGGAGGGAGCCGGGGCCAACUGGGCAACCCAGGCAGGAGGAGAACCUCCCCAGGGAAGGGAAGUGAGUCCCGGUGAAGAACUACUCCUGACACCCAAACUCAAGGUUGAGGCCCCCUGAGUGGCAGAGAUCCUCUGUAGCCUCCUUUCUCCACUGUCCCCUGAGACUGGAAGAGACAGGGAGCCACCACUGGCUGGGAAAGGGGCAGGUUAAAGAUGAGAGACUCCUGGGGCGAGUGCCCUACCUAAUGGCCACCCCAGCGGGAACACCCUGGGUGCUGAUGCAAACCCAGGGCCACCUGGAGAGAAGGGCAGCCCAUCUAGCAAUGGGGGUGCAGGGAGGGCCCCCAAAGGCAGACCUGCAAAGGACCUCCAAAACUCCUGCUCCUCCAAGAGGGUACCCAUGGCAGGAGGGGUCCUGUGGGA
Molecule: messenger RNA, 1980 nt
Organism: Choloepus didactylus (southern two-toed sloth)
Lineage: Eukaryota; Metazoa; Chordata; Mammalia; Pilosa; Megalonychidae
Gene: NKX6-3
Product: NK6 homeobox 3
Exons: 3
Coding region: 394-1185 (263 amino acids)
Biological process (GO): cell differentiation; regulation of transcription by RNA polymerase II
Cellular component (GO): nucleus
Molecular function (GO): DNA-binding transcription factor activity, RNA polymerase II-specific; RNA polymerase II cis-regulatory region sequence-specific DNA binding
Source: RefSeq, a predicted model, not a curated record